Molecule: messenger RNA, 1507 nt
Organism: Hypoxylon trugodes
Lineage: Eukaryota; Fungi; Ascomycota; Sordariomycetes; Xylariales; Hypoxylaceae
Exons: 5
Coding region: 234-1304 (356 amino acids)
Source: RefSeq, a predicted model, not a curated record
UCUCACCACGCGUUAUGGACCAAAUAAGAGCUUACGGGCCUAUGGAAUGAUUCUUUUCCAUUUUCCAUAGACUAGUGGAAGUUCUUUUCACAUGAUUUCGAACUUUUCAACAUAUCCCAUCGAGAAAGUGUGAGUUGUGAGUCGGGUGUUAGACGAAGAAAAAAAAAGGGAGAAAGAAAAAGGGCAAUUCGACUUUAGCAAAUCAUCGCUGCCCGCUGCGGGCGUAAUGCAAGAUGUCUUUUCGGAAUAUUCCAGGCUUGCCGCCGCCCGAUGGCAUAGAGUCCAACUUCGUUAAUCCACCGAACCGCAAUGCCGAAGCGAUGGCCGGUAUCAUCAUAUGUAUUAUUUUAACGUCGUCGGCGGUAUUGAUCCGUGCAUAUUCGAGGAUCUUCUGUAUGAAGAUGGUCCGAAUACAAGAUAUCCUCGCGCUUUUGGCUUUUGGAACUUACUUAGCAUGCGUCUACAUUCUAUUCUGGUUUAAGAACCUCACGGGUUACUACGUUCAUCAAUGGGAUGUUCCAGCAGUGAACCUACCUACGUUUCUUCAUAUCAUCUACCUUGGAAUGGUGUUAUACGAACUUACGAUGUUGAACCUCAAGAUAUCGAUUUUGACUGAGUGGAUUCGGUUAUUUGUACCCCACGGGACGAAGAACGCCUUCUAUUGGACUUGCCUAGCCGUCUUAAUCGUCAACGUGAUGUACUAUAUGGCCUCGAUUUUCUCCGUCAGCUUCAGCUGCAACCCUCGCGCCCAGUUAUGUCAUAAGUCAUCGGUCGUCUUCAUCUGCAGUGGUGUCAUCAACCUCAUAUCGGACGUCAUCAUUUUGAUUCUCCCGAUCAAGACCAUUUGGAACUUGCAACUAUCUAAGAAGAAGAAGAUGAGUAUCUCGGUGGUCUUCGCUAUUGGAUUCUUCUGCUGUGUAGCCGCAGUAGUCCGUUUAGCUACUGCGAUAAAUGCUUACAUCUCCGAAGACAAGACAUACACCCUAUCGACCGUGGUUCUCUGGGUUUUUACCGAAGCAACAUGCGCGUUCCUCGUUUUCUGCAUCCCCACAGCACCGAAGGCCUUUAAGGGCAGCAAACUAGCGAAGCUAUUAUUCGGAAGUUCGGCGGAUGCAAGUCAGAGCAAGAACGUCUCUGGUGGACAAGGUUCCCGUACGUGGCAAAGGAAUGGCCGCAUGGAGCUCUCGCCCUCAGGGAAGGGUUAUAUAAAUAAAGGAGUGCAAUUACAAAGUCUACACUCGAUAAAAGGCGGGGCCUCGGAAUCGAGUGAACAGUUACAUGUGGCGGCGGGCGACAGAGUAUAAUAAUUUUACGAUUGACGAUGACCGGAGAAGCGCGCGAUAUCGAUCUAUAUAACGAAAACGUCAUUUUACUUAGCGAUAAUGAAUGAGGCAUUUGGCCUCCUAGAUGUAUAGGUAUUACAUGUACUAAUAACUACGUACACACAACCAAAAGAUAUCUUGGUCAUAGAAGGUAUCAUGGAGGGGUUCAACAAGAGGGUCAAGCA